UGGUUUAACCUUUUAAAGUGCAGUCGCGUCUCCUCCUGGCGGUGUGAGCAGUUCUUCCGCUUGACAAACACGACUGAAGAAGAAGAAGAAGGAGGAGGAAAAACAGACUGAAGCAUAUAGAAAUACAAACAUGGCAGCUAUGAGGAUGAUAAGUUUUUUUGAGAAGUGAGAUAUUGCCUCAAAAUGAGUGUGUAUGAGGGUAGAGAUGAGGAUGGUGCUAUCCAUCAUCAGAUCCCGAAAACAUCUCCAAGCUCCAUUUGUAUGUCAGUGAGUAAUAAAUCCAUGGAUUACCCACCUGCAAUGAGCUCUGACCCCAGUAAUUUUCAUUUAAUCAGACAUGAGGUACACACAACUGCAUCCCCAGAGUCCAGCUGUGUGUCCUUGAGGAGUAGCGUUCAGCUAUGCAGUAAUAAAACAGUGACCUCUGAUUUCAGAGUUGAGGUGAAUGAAGACUUGCAACAGGAUUGUCAACAACCAGUGGAUGAUGUUCUACAAAAAGUUAAAGAGAUUCACAAAACUGGCAUGAAGAAAAAGUAUGAGCACUUAUUUGAAGUAGUCAAAAUACAAGAGAAUCGAACCCUACUGAACAUGAUUUAUACACAGCUGUACAUCAUAGAGGGAGAAUAUGAAGGGGUGAAUGAAGAACAUGAGGUUUUACACAUGGAGAAAACACCCAGAACACAAAACUCACAAGACACUCCAAUCUACUCCAAUGACAUAUUUGACCCUUCACUUAAACAAGCAAAAAUAAAGACUGUUCUCACUAAAGGCAUUGCUGGAAUCGGAAAAACAGUCACUGUGCAGAAGUUCAUUCUAGAUUGGGCUGAGGGAAAAGCCAAUCAGGAUGUAGAUUUCAUGUUUGUGCUUCCAUUUCGAGAGAUUAACUUGGUAAAAGAGCAGAGGUAUAGUCUUCACAAACUUCUUCUGACCUUCUACCCUGAGCUUCAAUAUCUGGACUCAAAGACUUAUGCUGAGAGUAAAGUGGUGUUCAUCUUUGAUGGUUUGGAUGAAAGCAGAAUUUCACUCUUUUUAGACACUGACACAGUUUCUGAUGUGAAUGAGUUUUCAUCGGUGGGUGUGCUGAUGUCAAACCUCAUGAAAGGAGAGCUGCUUCCCAGUGCUCUCAUCUGGAUCACCUCCAGACCAGCGGCAGCCAGUCAGAUCCCCUCAAAAUACAUUAACCGUGUGACUGAAAUUCAGGGAUUCAAUGACUCUCAGAAGGAACAAUAUUUCAGGAAGAGAAUCAGUGAUGAGCAUCAACCCAGUAGAAUCAUCUCACACAUAAGAAGAUCGAGAAGCCUCCACAUCAUGUGUCACAUACCUGUCUUCUGCUGGAUCUCAGCCACUGUGCUUCAAAACCUCCUGAAACAAGAUGACAGUGCAGAAAUCCCUCAAACUCUGACAGAAAUGUACAUACACUUCCUGAUCAUUCAGACAAAUGUUAAGAACCAAAAGUAUGAUGGGUCAGAUCAAAAAAGCCUGCAGUCCAACAAAGAAGUAAUCUUGAAACUUGCCGAACUGGCUUACAAGCAGCUGAUGAAGGGCAAUAUCAUGUUCUAUGAGGAGGAUCUGAAAGAAUGCAGCAUGGAUGUCACUGAUGCCUUAGUGCGUUCUGGGAUUUGCACUGAGAUCUUCAAGGAGGAAGCUGUGGUUAAUGAGAGAAAAGUCUACUGCUUUAUACAUCUGAGUUUUCAAGAGUUUCUUGCUGCAUUUUAUGUUUUUUACUACUUUGUGAAUAUGACUAUGGAGGUGCUGAGUUGUUUUACCGCACUGCAUCGCUUGUUUAAAGGGGUAGUAGACAAAGCUUUAGAAAGUCAGAAUGGGCAAUUCGAUCUUUUCCUUCGAUUCCUUUUAGGCAUCUCACUGGAGUCCAAUCAAGGACUUUUAUAUGGUCUUUUGGCUCACACUGAGAGCAGCUCUGAGAGCAUAAAGGAAAUCACAAGGUACAUUAAAGAGAAAAUCAAAAAGGAUCCCGAUCUAUCAGCAGAUAGAUCCAUCUGCCUGUUCCACUGUCUGCUGGAAGUCAAAGAUCAGAAUCUGUACAGAGAGAUCCAGGAGUUUCUGACCUCAGCGAAACACUCAGAGAAGAAACUCUCUCCUGGACACUGCUCAGCAAUAGCCUACAUGCUUCAGAUGUCAGACGACGUGAUGGAUGAGCUGGAUCUUAAGAAAUACAACACAUCAGAGGAGGGUAGAAAGAGACUUAUACCAGCUGUGAGGAACUGCAGAAAAGUUCUGUUUUCUGGCUGUGAUCUCAUUGAUCAGUGCUGUGAAACUGUGGCUUUAGCUCUACAGUCAGCUGACUGCCCCCUGAGAGAGCUGGACUUGAGUAACAAUGACCUGCGGGAUUCAGGAGUGAAGCUGCUCUGUGAUGGACUGAAAAAUCAUACCUGUCAACUAGAAAUACUCAGAUUGUCUGGCUGUAUGGUGACAGAGGAAGGCUGCUCAUACCUGACAUUGGCUCUGAGUUCAAACCCCUCACACCUGAGAGAGCUGGAUCUGAGCUACAAUCACCCAGGAGAUUCAGGAGUGAAGUUGUUAUUAGAUCUACUGCAGAAUCGAGACAUCAAUUUGGAGAAACUCAAUUUGGAACAUGGAGAACAGAUCAGAAUCACACCUGGACUACGGAAAUAUUCAUGUGAUAUCACAUUAGAUCCAAACACAACACACACUCAGCUCAUCCUGUCUGAGGGCUACACAAAAGUGACAUAUGUGAAAGAGAAGCAAUUGUAUCCUGAUCAUCCGGAGAGAUUUGAGAACUUUGAGCAGGUUCUGAGCAGAGAGAGUCUGUCUGGACGAUGUUACUGGGAAGCUGAAUGGAGCGGACAGGCUGUUAUAGCAGUGUCAUAUAAAGGAAUCAGCAGGAAGGGAGGAAGAGAAUGUCGGUUUGGACUCAAUGAAAAAUCUUGGAUUUUGUUCAACUCUGAUAACAGAUUUACUGCUUGUCAUAAUAAUAAGAGAAUUGACGUACCUGCCCCUUCACCUCCCUCUACUAGAGUCGGCCUGUUUGUAGACUGGCUUGGUGGCAUCCUGUCAUUCUACAGCGUCUCUGACACAUUAACACACUUACACACAUUUCACUGCACUUUCACUGAGCCUCUCUAUGCAGGAUUUUUGCUUGACUUGGGAUCCUCAGCAUCUCUGUCCCGUGUCAGGAACAACAGUCACAUCAGACACACAACUGGGUGAAUUUUUUAGAAUAAUUUGCUUUAUUCAAAUUCACACUUUUUCUGUCUUAAAAAAUAAUAUGCUGCCAUUAUUCAUGCACACUCACAUCAAACCAAACUUAAUGACAUUCCGUCCUCGGUGGAACACAAAAGAAGGUAUUAUGUUAAUUCACAGUUAAAUUAACAGUUAAGACUGAAGCUAAAAGAUGUAGCUGUUACUUUCGUUGGUAUUUGAAGUAUAACAGUAUUGGUCUAUUUAUAAUUGUUUUAUUUAUUAUUUUUUAUAUUUUCGUACUUGUAAAAAGUGUUAACUGAUGACUGUGCAAAUGUAAGAGUUUUUUCAGUAAAAUAAUAUAUUGAUGUUUUACUUAAAAGCAAUUGCAUGAUUUUGCUGAAAUGUUACAUUUAUUUUCAUUUAAAUUAUUCUAUACCAUAUUUUCAUAGACUUCUGUAGCAGAGUUAUUUUCUGUUAAACAAAACAUGAAUUAAAAAUCGAGCGCAGCGUUAGUUCAGUCAGACCAAGGAGGCAUAGGCUGUGACCAGCUGAUGCAGUCAGCUAUCAAAUCGCUCCAAUCACUACCAUUGUCCUAUUAGACACGGGACAUAUAUACGUGGCACUACUGCUCGGUGAGUAUGCUCAAAUGGCUUGCAACCCUCCCUCCCUCCCCAUUAUAAGCAUGAGCAUAUUACCGUGCACCUUCUGGUUGUCGUCUUCUUUGUUUCAGAUCGCUAAGGCUUUCAAGUCCCGGUUGGCAUGGACCUUACUGCUGAGAGACACCCAUCCUCAUAACCAAGCUACAGGGUAGACGCCCCCACUACAACAUUUACACGAUUACCACUGUUUUUUUUUUUUUUUUUUUACAAUCUUUUUAAAAAAGUUUAUAUUAUUGAAAUUAUUCUGUCAUUUUCAAGCAGAUAAUUCAUAACAAAAUUCACAAUUCUAAUACUGACAUUUAAGAUAUUGUUUUCCCACCAAACAUGAUCAAUAACUACCUGUAUGAUGUUAAUUACAUUAGUUGGCUAUUGUUAGUUAAAGGAAAAUUACCAGAAUGGAAAGUGAAAUUGAAGAUGCAGGAAAAUUAUAUAAAUUAAUGAUCAAUUAAAACAAUAUAAUAUUGUUAUAUUACCAGGGGAUUUUUUUUUUUGCUUGCAAUAUUUUGAUUAAAGAACAGAAAAAAAAUAAGAAAAUUUAGAAUAUUUCUUAAUUACAUACAGAAAGUGUACACUAAUUUGUGCAAAAAAAAAACUUAAGACAUUUACAAUGAGGACUUGAAAAUGAACUGCACAUAUAUGAUGUCAGUUUCUUUUGUGUAAAAUUAUGUUGCUGGAUCUUAAUUAAUGGCUUAUUUGGUGAGGUUAGCAUUUCUAUAGCAUUGAAGGGGAAGAGACUCACUGAGUUGAUAGGUGUUCUCCAUUUGCACCUCUGGCUGUGGAAUAUCAUCAUGAUGUCCAGGCUCCUCCAUGUAGGACACUGUGCUGAUAGAGCUACACACAAACACAAAUGAUCUGAUUCCUUCAUCAUCUAUACUUUUAUGUUGGCACUUUUCAACGUUAUUAUUUUGUUAUGCGAGUUGGUAGAUGUUAAGGAAUGUAACUCACUCCUUAGUUUUGGCAAAAGUUUCUUUAGCUUUGACUUCAUGACUGCUCAGAGAAGACAAGCUUCCGUGCUUCUUCAGGAGAUGUGCUGCUUUCUUUUUCGCUAAAUCAUACAUUUUAUUGUUGAAUAUUGACUAAAUUGUAAAUGCUAUUCUACAAAAACCUGAAAGACAUAAAAUUUUUUAAAACAUUUGCAUUGGUAAAGCACUAAUAAUUUAGAAGUCUAUUAAAAACUUGUUUCUGUUGAUAAAAUAGAUAGUAAUUUAAACUCAAACGUAUGUACACAACUUCAUGGCAGCAAAAUACACUUACCGCUUAGAUGUGACUGGUUCCACAAAUAGGAAAUGCUCAGUGGCGCUACCAGUUUGUUGCCAAACGUUGCCUUGACAACAGAGGAUUUCAUUUUCUCUUUGAGUGGGAUCCAAAGAUAAGUGGAUCUCCCGCCAAUGAAUUACUGUACGUUUAAAUAGCCUAAUGGAACAUAAUUUAUUUGUAAUGUUGUAAAGAGUUUUCUAAUAAACUUCUACAUUUAGCAAGAAUAGAUAGAUUGAUUAUAAGAUCAAUUAAAGGUGAGGAAAAAACUGAAGGGAAAACAAUUUGUCAAUAAGUUCCCCAAAUGUAGAUGUUUAAGUUGAACACAGUGAGUUACUAGCAGCACUUCAAAGUUUUAAAAUAUAAAAUUCAACCGAUUUUGAUUACUUUUUAAUUAUUUUUUUACACACAAAACAAACAAACAAACAAAUAAAUAGCUUAACUAGAACAUGAAAAAAACUUCUACUGCACCUUAUACUUACACUGCAUUAAACUGAUGUUCUUCCUCUGUAUUUUUGUCUUGUUUUCCAGUGCAAAUAUCUAAACAUUUAUAAAUGAGAUAUAAAAUGUUUUCAAAACAAAGUGAAUUUAUGGAAAAAGAACAAAUAGCCUAUCUAACAUUAUCUAACAACUUCAUUCAAAAGGGGAUUUCAAUUCCCAUUUCAUACCCCAUUGACAGAUAUUUUUCCCUCUGUUUUAAACAUAAACUCAUUUAAUUUUGUUCAGUUUCUCUGAAAACAAGACUUCACAUGCUUCUAUUUGCAUCUCAAGUAAAUAUAUCAUGAUUUAAGGAUGUUUAGAUAUAUAUUUCAUGCCAUGACUUUAUGAAUUUAAGACUUUCUGCUUUAAUUUAAGACCUUCUUAGGGCCUUAAUUUGUGGCUGGUCAAUGCAGAAACCCUGUAAUUAGUGUUUAUAAGAUAAAGUAAUAGUUAUAGUGGAAUUUGUGUGAAUUUGUAUUAAUCAUAAACAUUUUUUUUUUCCUGGGACAAAAUUCCACCAGUUAUUAUGUUGAACAGAGUUCAGAUUGUUUGGUAAAACCGUGGUCUUUCUUUUUAAAAAAAGAAAACCAAAAAUAACAUACAAAUAUUUUGUCUAACCUAUAUAGUUUGCUGUACUCCCAAUUUCUGAGAAUAUUUAAUACUGGUAAUUUUAUCCCUGCAAUAAUAAAUAAAAAAACAAUUUGUUUAA
This is a messenger RNA of Cyprinus carpio (common carp), 6264 nucleotides long. RefSeq names its product NLR family CARD domain-containing protein 3-like. NCBI's taxonomy places the organism in Eukaryota, Metazoa, Chordata, Actinopteri, Cypriniformes, Cyprinidae. Gene Ontology annotation, molecular function: protein binding. The record is from RefSeq and is a predicted model, not a curated record.